ACCAGAACCAGGAGCUCUCAUAAAAAUAUUAUACUACCAUAUCUGCAACACGAUCAAAUUCCUCACUUCUUUCUUUCCGAGUGAUUGAAAAUUAUAUGACAAUGGUUGCAUCAGUGGAGGAGAUCAGAAAGGCCCAGAGAGCCCAGGGUCCUGCCACCGUCCUCGCCAUUGGCACUGCCACUCCCUCUAACUGUGUCAACCAGGCUGAUUACCCUGAUUAUUACUUCAGGAUCACCAAGAGUGAGCACAUGACCGAGUUGAAAGAAAAGUUCAAGCGCAUGUGUGACAAAUCCAUGAUCAAGAAACGUUACAUGCAUUUAAAUGAAGAAAUCUUGAAAGAGAAUCCUAACAUGUGCGCUUAUUGGGAACCAUCUCUUGAUGCUCGCCAAGACAUUGUCGUGGUGGAGGUUCCAAAGUUAGGAAAGGAAGCAGCAACUAAGGCCAUCAAAGAAUGGGGCCAACCCAAAUCUAAGAUUACCCACCUCAUUUUCUGCACAACUUCUGGUGUUGACAUGCCUGGUUGUGACUACCAGCUCACUAAGCUCCUUGGUCUCCGUCCAUCUGUCAAGCGAUUUAUGAUGUAUCAGCAGGGCUGCUUUGCCGGCGGGACGGUCCUCCGUCUAGCCAAGGACUUGGCUGAAAACAAUAAGGGUGCUCGAGUUCUUGUUGUGUGCUCUGAGAUCACUGCUGUCACUUUCCGUGGUCCUUCUGACACCCACUUGGAUUCCUUAGUAGGUCAAGCUCUUUUCGGUGAUGGAGCUGGAGCUUUAAUUGUUGGGUCUGAUCCUGAUACUUCCAUCGAGCGUCCAUUAUUUCAGCUUGUCUCUGCAGCACAAACAAUCCUUCCUGACUCUGACGGCGCUAUUGAUGGACACUUACGUGAAGUGGGUCUCACCUUUCACUUACUAAAAGACGUUCCAGGGUUGAUUUCGAAGAACAUAGAGAAAAGCUUGGUGGAAGCAUUUAGUCCAAUUGGUAUCAGCGAUUGGAACUCCAUAUUUUGGAUAGCUCACCCAGGUGGUCCAGCUAUUCUCGACCAGGUUGAAGAGAAACUGAAUCUAAAACCUGAAAAAAUGAGAGCAACCAGACAUGUUCUGAGCGAGUAUGGAAACAUGUCAAGUGCUUGUGUGUUAUUUAUCCUGGACGAGAUGAGAAAGAAGUCUCUGGAGGAAGGAAAGGUCACCACCGGAGAAGGGUUGGAGUGGGGUGUUUUGUUCGGGUUUGGGCCUGGCCUAACGGUGGAGACUGUCGUGCUACAUAGCGUCCCCACAGAGAGGGCAGCUCAUUGAAUUAAUUACUUGUAAAAGGCGGAAUAGGGACAAGACUUGCUGGAUUUUGUGGUAGGCAACUGAGGGUAGAAAUGGAAAAAUAUUUUAUAAUAAGAAGAAGACUCAAGACUAGUCGCUUUGGUAAUUGCAAGCGUGGAGUAAGACUGUAAUAAAAUUUGUUUAUAUUUUAUGGUUAAUUAUUAGAUGGAUUGAAAACAUUAAAAACUAA
Hevea brasiliensis (rubber tree) is the source of this 1497-nucleotide messenger RNA. RefSeq names its product chalcone synthase 2. Gene Ontology annotation, molecular function: acyltransferase activity, transferring groups other than amino-acyl groups. Gene Ontology annotation, biological process: polyketide biosynthetic process. Bases 96 to 1289 code for a protein of 397 amino acids. The transcript has 2 exons. The record is from RefSeq and is a predicted model, not a curated record. NCBI's taxonomy places the organism in Eukaryota, Viridiplantae, Streptophyta, Magnoliopsida, Malpighiales, Euphorbiaceae.